This is a messenger RNA of Lampris incognitus (smalleye Pacific opah), 2802 nucleotides long. RefSeq names its product metal transporter CNNM4-like. NCBI's taxonomy places the organism in Eukaryota, Metazoa, Chordata, Actinopteri, Lampriformes, Lampridae. Gene Ontology annotation, molecular function: magnesium ion transmembrane transporter activity; sodium ion transmembrane transporter activity. The record is from RefSeq and is a predicted model, not a curated record. Gene Ontology annotation, biological process: magnesium ion transport; magnesium ion homeostasis. Gene Ontology annotation, cellular component: plasma membrane.
AUGACGUCAGCUCCCAGGUCGCCGGGAGAGGAAACAAACAUGGCGACAGAGCGGAGGGGACAUCGAGGAUGUGUCCUGACUUUGAUCAUAUGCGCGUGGGGCGUCGGCGGAGCGCGGGACGCCGCGGCGACGUCAAGUGUCAGCAGCGGCGGAAGCCACGUGCUCGGCAUGCGGCUGGAGAGGAGCGACAAGCCGUUCGGCACCACCGAGGACGGCGUGGUUCAGGUGACGGAGGAGAGCUCCGUGCAGCUCCGCUUCUAUGGAGCUCAGCUUCACCCGGGCACCUGGGCUCAGAUCCGCUUCACGGAGCUCGUGGACGACGAGGAGAGGGGUUACGACGAGAACGGGACUUGCGUCGACUUCACCAAGGACAUCAGCGUCGGUACCAGCAUGGACGUCAGCGGCCGGGGGACGACGGGGCUGCUCAGCGUCCACGUCAAACCUCUUCGGAAGAGCGAGCCGCAGAAGGAGUACGCACUGUGCGUACUGAGUCCCGACGGCAGCAGAUGGGUGCUGGUGGGGGAGAGCGACGGCAGGAUCCUGGUGGUGGAGGAGAAGAAGUCGCUGCUCCCCGUGUGGCUGCAGGUCAUCAUCAUCUGCUGCCUGCUGGUGCUCUCCGGCAUGUUCAGCGGCUUGAACCUCGGGCUGAUGGCGCUGGACCCCAUGGAGCUCCGCAUCGUGCAGACUUGCGGCACGGACAAGGAGAAGAGAUACGCGCGAAAAAUCGAGCCAAUCCGCAGCAAAGGGAACUACUUGCUCUGUUCUUUGCUCCUGGGCAACGUCUUGGUGAACACCACGCUCACCAUCCUGCUGGAUGACCUCAUAGGGUCGGGUCUGGGCGCGGUGGUCGCCUCCACCGUCGGCAUCGUUAUCUUUGGGGAGAUCGUCCCCCAGGCGCUGUGCUCCAGACACGGGCUGGCCGUCGGGGCGAGCACUAUCCUGUGCACCAAGUUCUUCAUGCUGCUCACCUUCCCCUUGUCCUUCCCCGUCAGCAAGCUGCUGGACGUCCUGCUGGGCCAGGAGAUCGGCACCGUGUACAACAGGGAGAAACUCGUGGAGAUGCUGAAGGUCACCGAGCCCUACAACGACCUGGUCAAAGAGGAGAUGAACAUGAUCCAGGGAGCGCUGGAGCUCCGCACCAAGACCGUGGAGGGCGUGAUGACGCCCUUGUCCAACUGCUUCAUGAUACAGGCGGACGCGGUGCUGGAUUUCAACACCAUGUCAGAGAUCAUGGAGAGCGGGUACACCCGCAUUCCGGUGUACGACGACGAGAGGUCCAACAUCGUGGAUAUCCUCUAUGUGAAGGACCUGGCUUUUGUGGACCCCGACGACUGCACCACGCUGAAGACCAUCACCAAGUUCUACAACCAUCCCGUGCACUUUGUCUUCCACGACACCAAACUGGACGCCAUGCUGGAGGAGUUCAAGAAAGGUAAAUCCCACCUGGCCAUUGUCCAGAAGGUGAACAAUGAGGGGGAGGGAGAUCCCUUCUACGAGGUGCUGGGAUUGGUCACCUUGGAGGACGUCAUUGAGGAGAUCAUCAAAUCAGAGAUCCUGGAUGAGUCUGACCUGUACACUGACAACAGUAACAGGAAGAAAGUGGAUCCCAACAAGAGUAAGCGGGAUUUUUCUGCCUUCAAACAAGAGAGUGACACUAAAGUGAAGAUCUCUCCUCAGCUCAUGCUGGCAGCACACCGCUUCCUAGCCACAGAGGUGAGCCUAUUCAGCCCGUUCCAGAUCACAGAGAAGGUCCUGCUGCGGAUCCUCCAACACCCGGACGUCAUCCAGGAAAUCAAGUUUAAUGAAAAUGACAAACGCUCGGCACAGCACUUUAUUUACCUCAGAGGAAAACCCGCAGACUACUUCAUACUCAUCCUGCAGGGACGAGUGGAGGUGGAAGCAGGAAAUGAAAACAUGAAGUUUGAAACUGGGCCAUUCUCCUUCUACGGAGUCAUGGCUUUGACCACACCGUCACUUGCGGUCACCCCUCCUCUCUCCCCAUCCGUGGCAUCCCCCCCUCCACGCCGCCUCUCUCUUAAGAGGUUUUCUCUCUUCUCUCGUUUCCCAGAGUUCCGUUCUCCAUCUCACGGGGGGGGUCUUAACCGUUCUGCAUCUCUGAGCUGCACCGAGCGUGCACCAGACAGUGCCUCAGUGGGCGGUAGCACCGCUCACAUGCCUGGUACCCCACUGCAGUACACGCCCGACUUCUGUGUACGUGCCCUCACAGACCUUCAGUUUGUCAAGAUCACUCGUUCGCAAUACCAGAAUAGCCUCUUGGCAUCCAGGCUAGACAGUAACCCCCAGUCUCCGGACGGCAGUCGUUCUCGCCUGGAUACGUCUGUGUCCUUGCCCCUCAGCAUGCCUCCAGCAGCAUGCGUUUCAUUGCCCCUGGCUACCCCACCUAUCAAAAAUCCUCCAUCCCUCUCUCAGCCCACACCACCUAUUAACCGCACCUCUGUACUCCAAACCACACCCUCUCCCUCCAGUCCCAGGCCAAGUCACUCCCUGCCCCAACCAGUGCCCCCUCCAAGUAGUUCCCUCUCCCAAACCCCACCACCUUCCACAGGUACAGAUCCGCACACCACUCACCCCCAUGCAACUUUUACAUCUUCUCUCCCCUCGAAGUCCCAGCCAUCCCCACCUUCUGCUUGCCCGGAGAAUGGGCCGGGAGAGACCACCACUCUAUUCAAAGUGCAGCAGAACUGUAUGGGCCUUCCCAGGUCAAGCCACCCCCACACAUACUCCCAUCCCCACCCACAUGUGCACACGAUCAGCCACGCCCACACUGAAAGCACCAUUUAA